Messenger RNA from Psammomys obesus (fat sand rat), 963 nucleotides. Its product is annotated as olfactory receptor 6K2-like. Bases 1 to 963 code for a protein of 320 amino acids. The transcript has a single exon. Lineage: Eukaryota; Metazoa; Chordata; Mammalia; Rodentia; Muridae. Gene Ontology annotation, biological process: G protein-coupled receptor signaling pathway. Gene Ontology annotation, molecular function: olfactory receptor activity; G protein-coupled receptor activity. The record is from RefSeq and is a predicted model, not a curated record. Gene Ontology annotation, cellular component: membrane.
AUGGAGUUCUCCAAUUGGACCACUGCUCAGGAGUUCAUUUUUUCUGCUUUCCCUUGCUCCUGGGGAGAUUCUGUCAUCUGCUUCAUCCCACUGCUCUUCAUCUAUGCUUUCAUUAUUGUUGGAAACCUUGUUAUCAUCACAGUGGUCCAGCUAAAUGUGCACCUCCACACACCCAUGUACUUUUUUAUCAGUGCCCUGUCUUUUCUGGAGAUUUGGUACACCACAGCCACCAUCCCCAAGAUGCUUUCUAGCUUGCUGAGUGAAAGAAGGAGUAUUACCUUGAAUGGUUGUGUCCUGCAGAUGUAUUUCUUCCAUUCCACAGGCAUCAGUGAGGUUUGUCUCUUGACAGCUAUGGCCUUUGAUCGCUACCUGGCCAUCUGCAGCCCUCUUCAUUAUCCUACCAUCAUGACUCCUAGGCUGUGUGCCCAACUGACCCUAGGUUGCUGUGUCUGUGGCUUUCUCACACCCCUCCCUGAGAUUGCCUGGAUCUCUACAUUGCCUUUCUGUGGCUCUAAUCGUCUUGAGCACAUCUGUGAUUUCCUUCCACUGCUGCGCCUGGCCUGCACAGAUACCCACACCAUCGUCAUAAUUCAGGUGGUGGAUAUUGUUCAUGCUGUGGAGAUCAUUACGGCAGUGAUGCUCAUUUCCACGUCCUAUGUUGGUAUUGUGGCUGUGAUUCUGUGCAUCCGUUCUGCUGAAGGCCGCCGCAAAGCAUUUUCCACCUGUGUCUCUCACCUUACAGUCUUUUUGCUCUUCUUUGGCAGCGUGGCUUUCAUGUAUCUUCGCUUCUCUGCUACCUACUCCUUGUUCUGGGACACUGCCAUGGCUCUGGCCUUUGCAGUUCUAUCACCCUUCUUCAAUCCCAUUAUCUAUAGCCUGAGGAAUAAAGAGAUAAAAGAAGCCAUUAAAAAGCACAUAGGUCAAGCUAAAAUUCUCAUUCAUAAGAGCAGGAACCUCACAUAA